AUGCGGCUCUUCAUCUUGCUUUCGUGUCUUCUCGCGUGGGUCCUCGCAGCGCCGUACAUCGAUCAAGAGGAUGCGCUCCGCGUUUUGAACGCGUAUCUAGAGCAAUUCGGACCCGGAGCCGAAAAGGUUUACUAUGUUGCCGAGGAUGAUCAUGGUUUCAGAUCAAUGAAACGUGGUCUUGGUCCUCGUCCUCUUCGUUUCGGAUAA
Molecule: messenger RNA, 207 nt
Organism: Caenorhabditis remanei
Lineage: Eukaryota; Metazoa; Nematoda; Chromadorea; Rhabditida; Rhabditidae
Exons: 3
Coding region: 1-207 (68 amino acids)
Source: RefSeq, a predicted model, not a curated record